AUGUCCAUGACAGUAAAUGGGCAAGAAACUACUUUUGAUGUGCUCAAAGCUACUAAGUUGCAUCCCUAUUAUGAGGAACUGAAGAUGAUCACAGAGGUGGAACCUGAGCUAUCAAAUGCAGAGUUAGAUCACUUUCUGGCUUCUAGAGAUCCCUUGGAGAUGGCAUUGAUUUGCAUUGAUUGUCGGAAGUUAAACACUGCAACCAGAAAAGAUCACUUUUCGCUGCCCUUCAUGGAUCAGAUGCUAGAUCGGAUGCCCUUUGGACUAUGCAAUUUUCCAGGUACUUUCCGGAGAUGUAUGAUGACUAUUUUCACUGAUAUGGUGGAAAAAUAUGUGGCAGUGUUCAUGGACUAUUUCUCAAUCUUUGGUGAUUCUUUUGAUAAUUGCUUGCGGCAUCUUGCGGUGUUGGCUCGAUGUGAAAAAACUAAUCUAGUACUUAUUGGAAAAAUUACCAUUUCAUGGUUCGAGAAGGUAUUGUUCUCGGACAUAAGGCAUCAAGCAAAGGCAUUGAAGUUGACAGGGUUUCUAUCGGCGAUUUAUCAAGAACUUCUCAAAGAUCGUGAACCCGAUGUGCAAGCUUCUACAAAAGAUAUGAAGUUCGUGUUCAAUGAAGCCUGUCUAAAGGCUUUUGAACAGCUCGAGUUGUGGUUAAUGACUGCACCUAUUAUCAUUGCACCCAUUGGACUCUUCCGUUCGUGUUGA
Molecule: messenger RNA, 702 nt
Organism: Lycium ferocissimum
Lineage: Eukaryota; Viridiplantae; Streptophyta; Magnoliopsida; Solanales; Solanaceae
Exons: 4
Coding region: 1-702 (233 amino acids)
Source: RefSeq, a predicted model, not a curated record